AUGGCAGCGACGCCGAGAUGGACAGAGCAGGACGACUUGAAGCUCCGACUGGUCCUCGAGGAAGCGGAUGGCAAGGCCAGCUGGGGCGAAGUUGUCAAGAGGGCGUUUCCUGACGGCAAGCACGCGAAGAAGGACUGCCAGGACCGCUGGAAAGCCCUCUCGAAGCCGAAACCGAUCAAGGGGCCUUGGACGCCGGAGGAGGACGCUCAACUCGAGGCGCUGGUCGCCAAGUACGGCUCGGAGAAAUGGGUGAGCAUCUCGGAGGAGAUGCCGACACGCAGCGGGAAGCAGUGUCGAGAACGAUGGCAUAACCACCUUGACCCGUCCAUCAAGAAGGGCAACUGGACCGUCGAGGAAGACGCGCUCAUCAAGGAGAUGUACGCUCGCAUGGGACCGCGAUGGGCGGAGAUGGCGAAGCAUCUGCCCGGACGGCCGGACAACGCAAUCAAGAACUACUGGAACGCGCAACAAGCGCGCGAGAAGCGGGACCGGAGUCGCAGCCAGACUUCCAUCUCGCUCGGCACCAUCGACAACGUCACUGUCGCCAAAGCAAGAGCGAGUGCGGCAGCAGCAGCAGUCACAGCUGCCGCAGCUGCCGCAUCAGCUCGAGGAGAAGCGCCUCUCCCGAUGCCGCCCACAAUGUGCCGAACCGCCUCGUCCAGCUCGCUCAACGGUGGCGCUCGCUUCGCGCCCUACGCUCGCUCGGCGCCGAUGCACAAGACGCGCAGCGAGUCGGUCUCGUCCCUUGCCGGCUUCACCGCUCUUCGACCUGCCCAGUCGGUCGAAGCGUUCGACUUGGCCCCUCAGUCGCAGCGACCGGCGCAGAUGUACCGCAGCCACUCGAUUGCCGCCUUCCAGCACCCAGCGCUGCAGACGACGUCGAUGCAGGCGUAUGGUUUCGCCGAUGCCGACCCGGAUGCAACUGAAGUCCUCGGUCCUCAGCAGCAGGUCGCCUUCCCCCAACAGCACGAAGGCGCGCCCAUCACACCUGCACGGUAUCGACGACCUCACGCCAACUCGUCGCCGCCACUCCCGACUGGCCUGCACAACUUUUCGUACAUCUCGGAUGCUCCAGGUCGACCAGGAGCCGUCUUCCAGCCUAUGCACCAGGCCGUCGAGGUUGCAGAAGCGUGGAGCGGCCAUCCUGCCGUACAAGGCACGAUCAUCACGCCGUCAGGCCGCGUCCAGCCCGUUCUCGCCCGCCUCCAUAUCGAGGACCAGUCGUCUGCCGCCUCGUCCCUCUCUUCCGCUUACGACUCGCCCGUUCAACAACUAUCCUCUUCCUCUUCCUUCACCUACUACCCCGAGUCGAGCUUCGCUUCGCCUCUCGAACCCGUCGAUCCGGCUCAACACCAGUUCAUGGCGACGAACGGCUUUGCGAUGCUUCCCGCCGGCGAGCUCGUCUUUGACCCGAGCAUGGCGGGAGGUGAAGACGUCCCGCUGCAUCCGCAGGCGCCGCUCGCACCGCUAUCGCAGGGUCAGGCGCAGGAAAGCAUGCACGUCUUCCCGACGUCGUCGUCCGGCCCGUACAUCCACCCUUCGCACCAGCUACACACUCUCGACGAGCACCAGCCCUACUCACACGCUGCGACGACCCCCAGCUCGACCGCUCCCUCGCCUUACCUUGCCGACACUCCCUUCGACCAGACGGCGACGAUCUCGGUCGACCAGUACGGACAGGUCGUCUCGCCUGCGUACACGACGUCUUCGAUCGCCACGCCCGCUUCGACGACGCACAGUCCGCACGACAGCGGGUAUGCGGCGAGUCUCGGCAUGCAAGACCCGUCGCAGACGCCUCAGCAGACGCCGGUCCUCGCGCAGGAUGCGACGUUCGCGGCGCAGGACUUGACGGAGGAGCAGUACGGGAUUGCAGGGACUGCACCGCGUCCUGCGUUGUCGAGGCGGCACACGGGCUCGUUGACGUUCCGGGACAACUCGCCCGGCGACCCAGACAGCGCGCUGCAGCACUCGAGUCUCGCCUCGGCUGCGUCGUCGCGCACCUCGACGCCCGCAUCGAUGCACCGUCACACCCCUUCGCUCCCUUCGCUCCCUUUCGAGCCGCCGAAAGGAUCGCGCCGACCCUCCGUCUCCUCGUCUCGCCCAGCAAUGCACGGCCGUCACCGCUCGUAUUCUCGCCCUACACCCUACACGACAAACACUACCUCGCCCUUCUCCGCCGCCUCGCUCGCUUCGAACCCACCUCCGCUCCCUCGCCACGCCUCCGUCUCGUCCCUCGCUGCCCCAAUCGAUCUCGGCUCCUCCUCUUCCAUCGCGCUAUCAAGAACAGCGUCAAUGCCAGGAGGCUACUUCCCCUCUUCCGCACCAAUGGCCAAGGUGUACUCGUCACCCAUGAGCGAGCUCUCCGGCCGCUUCGGCGAAGGACUGCACCUCUCGUCCUCCUCUUCGGCCUCCUCUACGCCUUCUCCUUCGUCCGUCCACCCACUUGGAGCGGGUCCAACGGCAUCUCUCCCCCGAAGCGCAGCGAGCGUCUCGCUCGGGGACUUGAUCCGCGAGGAGGAGCAGAGGAUCCACCACGGCGUCGAGUCUCAAGCGGGGUUGGGAAUGGGGUUGGGGAGGUCGACGAGUGGGGGUUUGACGGUGGAUGCGAAUGGGAGGGCCGUCUUGCCGCUCUAA
Molecule: messenger RNA, 2634 nt
Organism: Rhodotorula toruloides NP11
Lineage: Eukaryota; Fungi; Basidiomycota; Microbotryomycetes; Sporidiobolales; Sporidiobolaceae
Product: transcriptional activator Myb
Exons: 5
Coding region: 1-2634 (877 amino acids)
Biological process (GO): regulation of DNA-templated transcription
Cellular component (GO): nucleus
Molecular function (GO): DNA-binding transcription factor activity, RNA polymerase II-specific; RNA polymerase II cis-regulatory region sequence-specific DNA binding
Source: RefSeq, a predicted model, not a curated record